ACCUAGUGAGCUGCAGCAGUCCUAGGCAGCAUUUUUGGAUGAUUUUUGAGUAUUGGUAGAAGAUAUUUAAUGCCUAAUCAUGCUGGCUAGGUAGGCAGGCAGCUCACUAUACUCUAGGUUUUGAGACACAGACGAAGAAUCCCGCCCUGAGUUUGACAAAAUAUCUGCGACGUUACUGUGCGCAGAGCAAUAGUAAAAGAUCCCACCAAUCAUGCUGUCCUCCGCUCUUGUAAGAGCCGAUCACUUCGCAUCUCGUGUCGCUAGAAAAUUCGCGCCAAUUCAUGAAAUAGUCACGCGAACACUGAAGUCGCAAACUAGCGAUUUAAACCUGCAGAGCACUUCAGAAAAGACGGGCAAAAACAAAACCAUAGAUGAUCUACCAGGACCCAGUCUGGCCACUACAGUGUACUGGCUCUUCGUGAAAGGAUAUGCGGAUAAAAGUCAUGCAAUGCAGGUGGAGCACAAACGCCUGUAUGGUCCGAUCUGGCGCUCCCGAUUUGGGCCCUUUGAUGUGGUGAAUGUGGCGACAGCAGAACUGAUCGCACAGGUGAUCCGUCAGGAGGGCAUGUACCCAGUGCGGACGGACCUGCCACACUGGAGAGAGUACAGAGACAUGAGAGGACAAGCGUAUGGACUUCAUGUGGAUACAGGCCCUGACUGGUAUCGCAUGCGCAGUGCCCUAAACCCUAAGAUGCUCAUUCUGAAAGAAGUAUCUGCAUAUGCGCCCAUCAUUCACGAGGUUGUGACUGAUCUGUUACAGCGCUUGGAGCUCUUGCGUCUGCGCAGUCAGGACCAUGUCACCAUCAAUGAUCUGGCUGCUGAGCUCUACAAAUUUGGUUUUGAGGGAAUCUCCUCAGUCCUAUUUGAAACGAGGUUAGGUUGUUUACAGGAGGAAAUUCCCACAGCCACACUGCGCUUCAUAUCUGCCGUUAAUGACAUGUUGACGCUCUCGGAGAGUGUGCUAUUCUUCCCACGCUGGACACGUCACAUUCUUCCGUUCUGGAAACGGUUUGUCCAAGCAUGGGACGACUUGUAUGACGUAGCCCGACAUUUGAUUGACAAGAAGGUGAAGCACAUACAAGCUCAGAUUGAGCGUGGAGAGCAGGUGGAGGGCAUGUAUCUCACAUACCUGUUGUCCAGCAAAAAACUCAGCUUAGCAGAGGUGUAUAUCAGCAUAACAGAGCUUCUGCUGGGAGGCGUGGAUACGACAUCGAACACACUGUCAUGGACCUUGUACCACCUUGCACGUGACGCUGAGGUACAGAAACGGCUCUAUGACGAGGUUGUCAUGGUGUGUCCAAACAAAGAGCUGCCCACGGCAGACCACCUGACCAGGAUGCCCUACAUGAAGGCGGUUAUCAAAGAAACUCUCAGGAUGUAUCCUGUUGUCCCUGGUAAUGGACGCUUGACUGUGGACACAGAAGUAAUUGUGGAUAAUUAUUGGUUCCCUAAGAAGACACAGUUCCAUCUCUGUCACUACGCUGUGAGUCACGAUGAAAGUGAGUUUCCAGAUGCGGAAUGGUUUGUUCCAGAGCGCUGGCUGAGGGGGAACCCGUCUCGCUCUCAGCAUCACCCCUACAGUUCAAUCCCAUUUGGGGUUGGCGUGCGGGCCUGCGUGGGAAAGAGGGUGGCAGAGCUGGAAAUGUACUUUGCUCUGUGUAGAUUGAUGCAACAUUAUGAGGUCAGAGCCGAGAAAGGUGCCCCACUGACACAGCCCAAGACCCGAACCUUGCUCAUUCCCUCUAAACCCAUUAACCUGCAGUUUAUCCCUCGGGCCUGAAGAGAAACCACCAAGAAAUCUGUUUUUCUAAUCAAAUUAGCACUCUUUAUUUUAGUUGUGAUGAAUUUAGUUUUGCCAUCUAUUCCGGCAGGGCCUUACCCACAAAUGUCUAUAUAGGGUAGAAGAUGAAAAUGAAAAAUCAAAUAUUUUAAAAGAUUGUUACAGCUGAGGUCUUGGAUUGUCUUUUGCCUAGCUUGUUUUUGCCAAGUUUGGUUCUAUGCAGCAGAACACUGUGUGCCUUGCAAUCUUGUAAAAGAGACAAAGACCUUUUGUCUAUGUGCUUGUGACAUUGUCUCACUCUGUAAAACCAAGCUCUUUAGCGUCUGAUCGAGAAGAAACAGCAUUUUUUGCUUCUUUCACAAUAUUUUAUAAUUACAUUGUGGAUCCAAUAUGUUAUUCAUAGUAUUUUAUACUGAGAUUAUGAACAUCAGUCAAAUCAUGAUCAAUGGAAAUAUUAAUAAUUUGGAAAUACACUUUUACCUUUUUUAAUGGUCAUAGAGGGAGGAAAAGUGAAAGAUGAUAUAUUUUGUGGAGAUGUUUUUUUUUUUUUGGAGCAUUGUUGAAAGCUAGGGACAGAAAUGCUUCUAUUUUUUAUUUUUCUAAUUUAACACAGGGGUUUCAUUACAAAUUAUAUCAACCGCAUAACAGUUUGAGGGAAACUUUUAAUUGAAAAAUGUACCUUUUGCUCUCAAGUCCUGCACUCCAGCUACGAUGGACUUCACAAGUUUGCGGAAAACCUGAUGAUCUGUGUUAUCUCAGUCUGAUUUAAGAAUGUUCCAAAGAGCAUUCUGUGUGCUUAGAAACAAGGAAAUCUGAACUUUUGCACAGAGUUAGCGUGUCACAAAUUUUCUGACAUUUGAUUAGUGCCCUAGAAAUAGUGGCCUCUAACCACAGCCUCCACAGUUUUAGCAAUAAAUGCUUAUAUGCUAAAAUGAGAACUUUCCUGACCCAUGACUUUUAUUUAAAAGAUUUGGAUUAUUUGUCUUCUUAAUGUAUACAUUUUGGAUGGUUUAUACAUACUUUUUAUUUAUUUUAUUUCUUAAUUUUUUCCCUUCACCUUUACUUGUCUUUAUGAUUGUAUUCAUACAUUGUUUGAUCAUAAUGAACAUGUAUAUUGAAAAAACGGCACAGUUUUACCACCAUUUCUGGACUUUUCAGACGGUCCCUUACCCACCGAAUUUUCCAAUUUAUAGUCUGGAACGAUUUCACCGUGAUGCCAUCUGACCAGCUUAAAUACGAGACAAAUCGCAUCCUGUAUUGAUUUAAUAUCAAUAUUAGGGUGGCAACCAUGGUUCGAAUUACGUGGGAGCCAGUGGGAGCUGAGCUCCCAUAGAGAGAGGAUGAGCUCCCAUGAAAGCAGUAAAAUCAUACACCUGUGGGGGUCUCUAAAAAUCAUCAGCACCAUUAUUUUAAAUUACAAAUAAAGCAUUUUUUUCCUUCAAUAUAUUCCUUCAAUGUUUAUGUUAACCCUUUUGCACGUAUGAUCAUACCAUCAGUAGCAACAGGGUGAUAUAAGGUGGUUUAUUAUUGUCGUUUCUCUACUCCUGUAUUAAUAAACAUUGAAAUCAAAAGAAUCAAGUGCAGUGUUCAGCAAUUAUCACACACACCACGCCUGCUUAUAGGCUACUUUUUUUUUUUUUAAGAGACCCCCACAAAGAUGAAAUCAUAAUUCGAACCCAGGUGGCAACCCUAAGCUGAUCAUCAGAACAUAAUACCGGGACAUUGAAUGUUUUCCACAGUCAAAUAUGACACAAUAAUUCUGCAAAAAUAUAUGGUCAUAAUUUUAUCCAAAUCUAUUUAAAGGCAUUGUUUAUAUGGAGCCAGAAAUAUGACAAAACAAUUUGAAUUUAAAUUGUGUAAAUUUGAAUUAUAGACAUUUGAAUUGGAAUUAUAAGUGUGAUUUUGCCAAAUUUAAUUACGUUGUAUUUUAAAUAGGUUUGAAUUAGAAUUUUUUAAACUCCAAUCCUGGACAUUUCAUAUUUAACCAAAUUGAAUAGGCCUAGUUUUUUAUGGCACAAUUUUAUAAAUAUGUAUUUUCAAACAGCACAUAAAUACACUAUACAUACAGCUUCAGAUUUUCAAGAUGAAGAAGAAAUUUAGAUAUUCAAUAUUCUAAAAUUCAAACCGCAGGAAGUGGGUCAGAAAUCAAGCUUUCGUGUUCCACAGGGAAGAGUAGAGGGUCUCGGAAAUGUCGAACGGAGCAUUUUGGCCAAUUACAGGUCGAGGUGCAAUAAUUCUCUGGCGCGAUCGUGAUUCAAAAGGUCGCCAU
Xyrauchen texanus (razorback sucker) is the source of this 4049-nucleotide messenger RNA. Its product is annotated as sterol 26-hydroxylase, mitochondrial. Gene Ontology annotation, cellular component: mitochondrial inner membrane. The coding region runs from base 212 to 1780 and encodes 522 amino acids. Gene Ontology annotation, molecular function: monooxygenase activity; oxidoreductase activity, acting on paired donors, with incorporation or reduction of molecular oxygen; heme binding. The transcript is spliced from 9 exons. The record is from RefSeq and is a predicted model, not a curated record. Gene Ontology annotation, biological process: cholesterol metabolic process; cellular response to peptide hormone stimulus; glucocorticoid biosynthetic process. Lineage: Eukaryota; Metazoa; Chordata; Actinopteri; Cypriniformes; Catostomidae.